AAGCAGUUGUUGAACUACAGCAACAGCAGCAGCAGGUUGCGCGUCGUGUUUACACACAAACACGAAUACGAAACACUCACACACACAACAAACAAUUCACAUACACUGAAUUCGCUCGCACACGCACACACACUGCUGUGUUAAACAUUCGCAGUGCCAGCUCAGAGGCAAAACGACGGCGUCGCGCGAUCGCAACAGAAACGACAACUACAAAAACAACAACGACAACGACAGCGGCCCCAUUGGAGGAGCUCUGGAGAUUGUCGCCGUCGUCGCAGUCACAGUCGCAGUCUCGCAUUCGCAGUGUGCGCGUUUUCGUUAAGCGUCGCUCUCGUUUCGUUCGUACGUUCGUUUGGUUUGUUUCGUUUAGUUUCGAUUUGGUGGAUUUUGGAAUCAGAUUCGAAUUCAGAUUCAGAUUUAAAGUGUGGCGUUGAAUUACAACAAAGCACAAGUGGCUCGCAUUAUUUCCAUUGUGUUUUUUUACAAGUGCUCUCCCCUCAGUGUGUGUGUGUGUGAGUUUAUAUGUAUAUUUGGAAACCAAAAAUUCUGCAGUGACUUCAACAAGUUGCUGCUGGUCAAAAUAAAUAGCCCCACAGAAAGUUGCGACCCAGCAACAACUCUACAACAACUACAACGACAACUCUACAACUACAACUACGAAAACUACAAAUACACAAGCAAGCAAGCAAACGGCAUUCUUUCGCGCAACAACAAAAAAGCAGUUGCCAAAGAGAGCACACAGCACACAAAUACGAAUACAAGCACACAUACACAACAACAUCAUAAACGACAGCGCUCUCCCUUGCUCUCGCUGUAUGCGUGUGUGUGUGUGCAUGUGCAGCGACCCACAGCAACAACAAUUUUGAUUAAAUCGUAUUUGUGCCGCGUUGCCCCUUCCCAUUACCCCCUUCAAACUCCUUGUUCGCGCUCUCUUUGCGUCGCGCACCAACAAAAACAACAUCGACAGAGCGCCCACACAAUCGCCAAGUGAGAGCCGCUGGAAUGUGGCCCGACGUCGCCGUCGUCGUAGACUGCGCAGUCGCAGCGCGUUGUUAGUGUUUGACGAAGAGGUCAGCGCAGCGCAGCAAAGCAAAGCAAAGCAAUAGCUUGUUGGCUGCCGACAACAACAAAACAAAUACAAUACAAUUUAAUUGAUUGUCAGUGCAAAAUUACAAAUAAGUAAAAGAAACAAAAGAAAGUUUGUUAAAGAUAUUAUUUGUGCUAGAAAUACGUAAGCGUCGCUCGAUUACUUUGGAUUACGCGCUUAAGGCGCCGCUCCUGGGCUACAAAACUACAAUAGCAGCAGCAGCAACAGCAAAAACUAAAACAACAACAAUAAUGCCGACAACUGCAGCGACCUUCGUUGGCAGUGCAUAAGCAACAUAUUUCGAACGCGCGCGCUGGAUACGGAAAAUGAUGCAGCAUGCGAGCAUUUUGCACCGUCAGCGCGCCCCUGGAAGUAUGCGCGUCCUCAGCCGAGCAACUGUCACCCGGCUCCCGAUUCUUGGCACUGAGACUUCUGGGCCAACAGCAGCCGAAAACUCUGUACUUCCUAGUCGAUGCAAAGAGUCGAGUCCGAGAGGUUUACACGCAGACAUGUCUGCACUUUGCCACGCAGGGCAUGCAAGACACCGAGCUCUUUGGUCUGGCCGUGCUCAUAGAUGGCGAGUACAUGUUUGCAGAUCCCGAGAGCAAGCUCUCCAAAUACGGCCCGAAGAGCUGGCGAUCCUCGCACACACACGGCCUGGAUGCCAAUGGACGACCUCUCCUGGAGCUACACUUUCGCGUGCAGUUCUACAUCGAGAGUCCGUUCAUGCUGAAAGAUGAGACGUCGAGACACAACUAUUACCUGCAGCUGCGCCAUAAUGUGCUGCAGCGCGAGUUGCCACGCGAUCAUGGUGAUCAGGCGAUGUUCCUGCUCGCUGGUCUCGCGCUGCAAGCGGAUCUGGGUGAUGCGCCCAGCGCAGGAGCCACCUCGACGACGACACCAUCGACAACAUCAACAGCAGCAGCAUCCACAACAGGAACCACAAACAAUCAACCAAAGGAGAAGUCAAACGAAGAGGAGGAGGAAGAGGCGAUGGGAGAGGGAGCGGGAGCACUUGCCGCGGGACGUAGUCGAGCCACGGCAAUGACGACGACGCUGCCAAAGAUCAGAAAGCGUCUGAGCAGCUACAAUGAACGCAUGCUGCGCCUGUCCACGUACGUGACGUCCACAAGUCAGGCGGCUGCGAAGCGGGAACACAACGCUUCCUCAUCGAACGCCAAUGUCGUCCCCGUUGCAGCGGCGAGCUCCUCGGACUACUUUCGACUGGAUGAUUACCUGCCCCCAGUGUUGCAGACGGCGUGGGCAAAGACCGCUUUGCGUGCCUGCCACCGGGAGCAUCAAGGAUUAGCUUCAGCGGAGGCGGAACUGCUGUACAUUCAGCAGGCGUGCAAUCUUCAUGAGACAAUCAAUGCACACACGUUCCGUAUGCGGCUGGCGAAGAGCGAGGCUGGUGUGGGCAGCGCCUGGUUUGUCAUCUAUGCGAAAGGUAUCAAGAUCCUUGGAGGGGCAGCCACCGAACCAGCCACAUUCCUUUGGCCCAACAUUACGAAGCUAUCGUUUGAGCGUAAGAAGUUCGAGAUACGCUCGGGAGAAAGUCGCAUAACGCUCUACGCAGCUUCGGAUGAAAAGAACAAGCUGCUGCUGACGCUGUGCAAGGACACCCAUCAGUGGAGCAUGAAGCUAGCGGCGCGUCUGAAGGAAGUGAGCAAGCGCGAGGAAGAGGAGGCGGAGUCCCAUUGUCUGCACGCCAGCUACGCCUGCUCCCGUAGUCUGCUGCUGCCGUAUAAGAGCAAGAAUGAGCAGCGCAUAUCGGUUAUCUCGAGCACCAGUUCCAACACCACGUCGGGCAUUGUCAGCGAUCGCGUGCACUCUGAGGAUGAGCUGGAGAUCAUGAUCAAUACGCCGCCAGCGCCACUCGCAGCGCCCUCAACGGAGAGUCUGGCGUUGGCCCAUCUGCUGGACAGGCCCAGUGUGAGCAGGCAAACCUCUUCUGUGGGGCAGAUGUCACUGAAGGACCUGGAAGAGCAACUGGCCGCCCUGAGCGUGGUCAAUGUGCGCCCGAGCGAAACUCUAGCCAGCUGCAGUGCGCCAUCUUCAUCCACAACUGCCGCAGGGAAUGCUUUGAUUAGCAACUCGGGCAGCCAGCGCACGAAUGGCAGCAACACCAUCAGCGUUGUCAGUAAUGCCAACGACUCUUCCACGGCCACAGACUCGCCCAGUUCGCAGCACAACAUUGGAUCGCAGUGCUCGUCCACGUGCAGCACUGUGGUGGUCACAACUCCGGCACCCGCUGUCGUUCAUUCCACGUCGUCCAGCCUGGAGCUGGGCUUCAGUCACACAGCACAAAACUCCGCGCUCAGCGAGUCCAAUCCCGAUGACUUUCUGCCUUCCUCGGUACGUGAUGAGACGGAGAGCGUGUCUGGCGUCUCCGGUGUCUAUACGCUAGCUCACGGCAUGGCGCCGCCCACGGAAACUUCGGGUGUUUAUACCAUGCAUAGCAGCGAGCUAACCGGACAGUCCUCUGAGCUGGCCGAGUCCGAAAAGAGUUCACACUACGGAAUUUUCCAACCCGCCAAGGGCGAGGCCAGCCAUACGCAUAGCGACUCGGUGGACGGCAAUGCUUCAUCGGUGAAAAAGUGCAACGAGUUCCGGCUGCGCUCCGAUUCCAACAUUAGCACAAGCAGUUCGUUUCGCGGCGAUGGCAGCGAUCCCACAGACAACAAGCAUACGCUGCUCUCCGCCGAGGAGCUGACCAAUUUGAUAGUCGGACGCGGCACUUAUCCCAGUCGGAAGACCGUUUCAAGUACCCUACACUCGGACUGCGACUAUGUCACACUGCCCCUGGAGGUCGGAGGAGCAUCGGUAGAGGAACUGCAACCCGAACUGCCACCAGCACCGCCGCCAUACAGUGCCCGACACGAAAAGACCGGACUGUGCGGUCCGCCAGUUGUGCCACCGCCUCCUGUGCCACCCAUGCCCAAGCCGGUGAGUGUGGCGCCCAAGCCGGAGCCACCAGCGUUGCCAGCACCACCUCCAGUAGUCCCAGUGGCAGCUCCCCCACCACCGCCGCCUACUUCGUUGCGACGUCGCGAUCCUCCGCCGUAUCCUACGUCCCUGAAACCGCGUCCCACCUCGCUCAUCUCGAUGGCAUCCUCUGCAGCGCCAGCGCCCAGUGCCGCCGGCUCGUUGAGUUCGCUAAAGUCCGAGGAGGUAACCGCACGUUUUAUUACGACCCGACCACAGAUCAACAUCCUCAAGGCGCACACCAGUCUGCUGCCGGAUGGUGCCAAGCCCAGCUAUGCAGCGCCAACGCAUUAUUCCUCCGCUGCCUCCUCCAGCGGAUCGGUGUGCAGUCACCAGUUGUCGCAGCAGUCGCUACACAACUCCAACUAUGCCGGCGGAUCGCAGGCAUCGCUGCAUCAUCACCAUCAUGCACAUGGACACGGUGGCCAUCAUGCGCAUCACCAUCGUCACUCGGGUUCGGCGGCCAUUGGCAUACCGAUAGUUCCUUAUGGGUUGCAUCACAAGAGCACCGCCUCGUUGCAUCAUCAGCCGCAGCCACCGCCGCAGCAAGCUUGUGUGCUGCUGCCCGUGAUCAAGCCACGUCAAUUUCUGCCGCCGCCACCGCCCAGUUUGCCCCGACAGCCGCCACCACCGCCGCCGCCCUCGCAUCCCCAUCUCGCGGGUCUCUACAGCAGUCAGUUGGCGCGCAAUCAACUGGAGCUGUAUCAGCAGCAGAUGUACAGCGAUGUCGACUACGUCAUCUACCCCAUACAGGACCCGGCCGUCAGCCAGCAGGAAUACCUAGACGCUAAGCAAAGCUCGCUGCUUGCCGCCAUGGCGCAGGCUCAGGCCCAAGCUCAAGCCCAUUCCCAGGUGCAGUCGCCAGGACAGGCGCCGCAUCCAUAUCUAGCCUAUUCCGCUGGCUGGGAUACGUGCAAGGGACACGCCAUCUAUCGAAGCACACCCUACCUACCCCUGGCACUGUCGACGCACUCGCGUUACGCCUCCACGCAGAACCUAUCCGACACUUAUGUGCAACUACCGGGAGCGGGUUACUCGCCGCUUUACUCCCCCUCGAUGGCCAGUUUGUGCAGUUCGUACGAACCACCGCCACCGCCUCCAUUGCAUCCGGCAGCUCUAGCGGCGGCCGCAGCGGCAAACGCUUCCAGCCUCUUUGCGCGAUCACGAUCAGACGAUAACAUUCUGAACUCGCUCGACUCGUUGCCUAUGCCAAAAGUGAAGCGUUUGCCGCCGCCACCGCCGCCGCCGUACGUCAAUCGACUGAAGAAGCCGCCGAUGCCAGCGCCCAGCGAGCAACCGCCGCCAAUUCCCUCGAAGCCAGUUUCCCAUGCCACGCUGAGCAUGCUGCCGCCCAGGAAACCGCUCACUUUGAAUCCCCACAAUGCCAACAGUCCGCUGAUUAAAACCUCCAGCGGUGCCCAGUGGGCCGGAGAGCGUCCCAAGCCCGAUCUAGGCCUAGGCUUAAAUCGUGGCAAUAGCAACAGCAUUUUAGCACAGCUGCAGGCCUCUGUGGCAGCCAGCCAGGCUGCGGCAGCCCAGGCGGCAAAUCCUCUGGACAUUGCACUGUUGCGCGAAAAGAGCAAGCAUCUGGAUCUGCCGCUUAUCUCGGCGCUGUGCAACGAUCGUUCGCUGCUGAAGCAGACCAAGGUCAAGGUCUCCAGCCAAGCGGCAGCUGGAGGAGCAGUUAACACCACAACAGGCAGUCCAAAUGCCAGCAAUGCUAGCAAUGGCAGCUCUUCGUCUAGUGCAACGGGAACGGGAACAACGGGCACGCUGAACAAGGCUGCUCGGAAUGGUGGCCGGACAACGGCAAUCAGUCAUCGCCAUCCGCAGGACAAGCUGCCGCCGUUGCCCGUGCAGCUGGCCGAGGCUAACAACUAUGUGUUGGAUCCGGCAGUGGUGAUGAAGCAUCACCACAAGAGCUACAACUCCCAGAUGCAUUCGAUGCAUCCUCAUCCGAAUUCGCAGUCACAAUCACAAACACAGUCGCAGUCACAAUCGCAAUCGCAGUCCUAAGCGCGUGUGGCAAGAAAGAGUAAGCCCGCUUGAAACUCCCUCUAACAAAGUUCCAGUGUUGUGAAAUGUGGUGGUGUUGUGCCAUUAAUUGUGUGUGUCGAUAGAGAAUUUGCAUAGCGAAACGAUUAACGAUAACAAGUCGAUCACAGGGUGUUUCACGGCAGGCGCGCUUCCAAUUUCUAGACAAAGAAUGAAAGAGAGAGUGAAUAACAAGAAUUUUUGAAUAAAAGACAAGACAAUAAAAGGAAAGGACAACAACGACAACGACAACCUCAAAUAUGCAUUCAAAUAUAGCAACAGAGAAAACCCAGUCUAGUCACUAAAGGAAUGGGGAUGCAGAAGAGAGUGAUGGAGAGAGAAAUGACAGAGCGAAACCGUAUAAAAGACAAAUGAGAAUGAUUGUGAGAAUGGGAAGCAACAAUACUCAAGUAUAAAAUACAAAACAACUUAAAUUAACUAACUAAAACAAACACUAGACUUAAUAGCAAACCAGUGAGAGUGGCCUCCUUGGCUUUACCACUUAGCUAGGCCAGUUGCGAUUACUACUUAAAAAAAAACAAAACAAAAAAAAACGAUAUCGAAAACUAACUAUUUCCGCCCAAAACAACUGUGAUUGAUUUUUUAUUUUUUUUUUACAACUAAAACUUAUAUAUUUUACAACUAACGAAUAGUCAGCAACAACAAGACAAAAUGAACAACUAUGCAAAUUUUUUUUAGCAUGUAGACACUCGCAUUAAGAGAGCGCCCACAUUCCGCAUUUAUGAAACGCACGCACACACCCAUACACACACACACACACAUACAAUGCAAGGCGCUAAGAGAGCCGAGUUCACUCUCGCUCUCUUUGCGCUUUGCUGAACGAUCGCUGCAGUUUGGAACUUGUUUGGAUCAAUCUGCAGUUGUCCAUGGAACUAAAUGAAUCUUAAAAGAGAGAGAGAGAGAGAGAGUGCGCGCCCUCGUAAUGCCAUUAUUAAUAUCGUAUAUCUAUGUAUAUGUAUAUGUAAUUGCCUAGGCCUUGCCCCACCGUUUGUUUAAUUAUUUUCCAUUCCAUAUUGUAUUUGUAUCGAUAUUGGAAUUUACUAUAAUAACGAGUGAGCGUUGACGCUUCUGUUUUUAUUAUUAUGAUUUCGAUUUGGAUUUAUAUGAUUAUGUUUACCGAUUACCAAUUAUCCCACAUCGAUUCACGAUUAUUAUUUUUUACCCCUUGAAUUUCAUUUUUAAGUUGAUGAUUUUGAUGCAUAUUAUGUUUAUAUAUUAACCCCCUUCUGCUCUGUGUGCUUCUGUCUGUGUAUGUGUGUCCAUUGUAUAAGUAUGUGUAUGUAUCAUUGUGGUUGUGUGUUUCACAAAAGCUUGCGUAGGUUUUUCCAAGUUAAAAGCCUAUAGCUAAGCAACAAGUGUCACACUCCAAAAAUACAUGCGCAUUCUGUAUAACCCGCAUACACACACACACGCACAAACACAGGCACACGUAGCUAUAUGAUAUCAAAAUCGGCCAUAUAGUAUAGAGCUAUAGCAAAACGCAUAUCCAUAUAGAUUAUAUGACUACUAUACGUGUAUGUACUAUAUACUAUACUAUAUAAAAUUGAGUAAAAAUCAUGAUUAAUAAGUGUUGUGUUAUCAUUAUUAUUAUUAUUAGUAGUAGUAGUAUUAUUAUCGUUCUUAUUACAAAACUGAGAUGUAUACUAAUUGCACAGAAGAAUCUCAAAGGAGGAAUGCCGCUGAAAGUGCACACUGUGCACUCGAAUAUAACAAUUGAAGUGUAGUGGUGUAUCACAUAUUUUGAAACAUGAAUUGUUAACAAACAAAUCAACAAAUGAACUAGCUUCGGAUUAACAACUAGCUGGUUCUGGCACUUUGGCUAUGAUUGGAUUACAAGCUAAAAUGGCCACAAAUACAUUUAGUCGGUGGUCAGAAUGUCCUCGUCAUCAACUUCGGGGCGACGCACCCAGCGCUUGGUGAUGGUCAACGCGAUGCCCGUGACCAGGAAGAUGCUGCCAAAUACAAUGCAGGCGAUGCCAAAGUAAACACCAUAGUCGGCAAGGUUGAUGGCCAGCUAUGAAGAAGCGAAGAAUGCGAAUUAGUAACUCAUUAUUCUGAAGAAUAUUUUAAUCUCUGCUUACCUUGGCUGUGGAGGCCAGCUCGGAGCUCAGCUCGGCAUACUGAUCGAACCAAAACAUGGGCAUCAACACCUUCGGCACGCCACGAUAAAUGCUGCAAAAAGCAAACCAAUGAGAUCAGAGCUUAAGCAAGAGCUAAUUUCGUCACUUACUCGUAGUCAUCAUCCGGCUCAAUCAUCAUGUUGAUCUGAAUCCUGCCGUGCACUUGCAAUGGCACACCUAUUGUGGGCUCCACGGCCAUGACAAACUCGUGCUUCUCCUUGUCGGGUUUCAAGCCGCUCACGGCAUUCAAAUAGGAUUCGUCAGCGAGAUAAAAGUGAGGGAAGGAAGAGUAAAUAGGCGCCUUAUCGCGACACGCCUUGCACUCGACCACGCCCGUCUUGGGGCACUCUUCGAG
Drosophila sulfurigaster albostrigata is the source of this 8602-nucleotide messenger RNA. RefSeq names its product protein expanded (gene ex). Gene Ontology annotation, biological process: positive regulation of hippo signaling. The transcript has 6 exons. Lineage: Eukaryota; Metazoa; Arthropoda; Insecta; Diptera; Drosophilidae. The coding region runs from base 1424 to 6088 and encodes 1554 amino acids. Gene Ontology annotation, cellular component: cytoplasmic side of apical plasma membrane; cytoskeleton. The record is from RefSeq and is a predicted model, not a curated record.